GUUAGCAGUCAUUCUAAAUUAACCGGGAAUUUCAAGUAGUCCUUUCGUGAAUCGCGUAUGAUUGAAUCACUGUUUAUAUUAAAUAAAUAAAUUACAUAAUAGAAUGGCAAUUGUACCAGUUUUAUAAUAUUUGGAAUGUUAAAUAAAUACAAUAACAGCUUUUUAUUAUAAAUACUUUGACACAUAACCUAAGAUUCAUAUUUCUCAAGGCAACUUUAGUGUAAAUAAUAAAAGUGGACGGAAUUUGUGUUGAACUCUGUAAAAAUGCAACUUUUAAUUCAAGCUAGACCCUUAUUAGAUAAAUUGAAACAUUGGCGUCAAGCAUUAUCUUUCAGUGAAGUUCAUUUAACAACAUCUCAAAAGGUUGUGUUAUGGAGCAUAGGAGUUGUGGGAACAAGUGCUAUUGUUGUUGGAGUAUUAUCAAAGUACUUGGCAAGAAAACGAGCAAAGCCAAUUCUGAAUCCAAGGAUUCAGAGGGCCAUUAAUAAAAGAAUUUCACGUAUGAGAAGUCCUAAUGGAGGUAUGGGAUCAGUUGCUAGUAGUGGUGGCCGUAGCAGUCCACUUGGGUUUAGUGAACGGCUCUCACUUGCUUCGGGAUCUCUCGGUUCUGGUGGUGGAGAUGCAGCGCCACUUUCACCACAGCAACUUGGCGUUAUGGGCAUGGAAGCACUAGAAACUAGUAUAAAUUAUUGGGAGGACGCUCUGGCGGCGUUCUCGCUGGGCGCCCGCGGCGGCGUGUCCGGCACACUCGCACUCACUUCGCCCGAGGAGGCCGAAUUUUGUCGCGAGAUACAAGACUUGCUGCAGAAUGCGUAUCUUUUACAGGAGCGGUGCGAGCUGCUGUUCCUGGACCAGCGGUCUGUGCUGUUCCGAUCGGAGAGCGGCGGCGGCGCGGGAGGCGCAAGUGAGCCGGCGACGGGCGGACGCCGCUCGCGCCUGCUGUCCACGCACACCGCCUCCUCGCACACGCGCCGCGACCAUCACUCCAGCGCAGAGUCCUUCGCAUCCGCCGAAGAUCAGGUGGCCGAUCUUAGAGACUUCGAUGAGUUCACGGAAAUAUUGCCUGAGUUAGAUAAUUUAGAAUUAUAUCAAAUGGCAGUGAAGCAACUAGAGUCUGGUAUACCUUACAGAACACUACGUACUGAAGUAGUACAAUGCAGUUCAGAUUCCGAGUUCCUAUGCAAGCUAUAUUGCCUCAGACUAGCCUUCCAAUAUGUGUUCAAGGACGCGGCCGUUUGGGCGUGGUUCGUAGAUGCUGGCAGACAAGUCCUUACGGAUUUACUGCUUUUUGCUGACAAGGAGCCAAAGGAAUUUUUAGUAGCAUAUGAAGAAAUGGUGUCAUGGACAACAGAUGGUACUAACUGGCCUACUAUUGAAAAGGAACUCUUCAGUAAAGGCGUUAAGGUGCUCACGUUCUAUGACGUGGUAUUAGACUACAUCCUGUUGGACGCGUUCGAGGACCUGGCGGCGCCGCCCUCCUCCGUCCUGGCGGUGGUUAGGAACCGCUGGCUCUCCGACGGAUUCAAGGAGAGUGCACUAACGACAGCGGUAUGGUCAGUUAUAAAGGCUAAAAGACGUUAUUUGCAAUACCCUGACGGCUUCAUGUCGCAUUUCUACUCUAUUUCGGAGCAUCUACUGCCCGUACUAGUGUGGGGCUUUCUGGGACCAAGGGAGCGGCUCCGCGACGUCUGCCAAAGUUUUCAAUCAGAAAUAGUUGGUUUCAUCACAGAUCUGUUUAGCUUCCAAAAGUGCCGAUAUACUACAGUAGAGGAUCUCUCCGCCGACAUAAUGCAACACGCUAGGCUGCGAGCAGCGAAUAUUACAGAUAAGAUAGCGGAAAGGAAUUAAUAUCGCCCUUACAGAUAAUAAGCGAAGUGAGACUGACCGCCAUGUCACAAUAUUGGAGUAAAAUAAGAAAAUGGCGCAACCGUUAGCAAUUAUGUUAUGGCAUUCCUAUGUUAAAUCGAUUGACAUACAUUUUAUUUUGUCGUAUGUUUAUACUGACUGCGAUAAUCUGCGUUAACACAUGCGUUAUAUUAGUUUAUAAGAUUAAGUGAAUACUUUCGUUGCAAACUUUGGCUUUCGAUAGUUUAAGAUGUUACAUACAAUUGGUAGGUACAUUGAAACGCUUAGCUUCAUAGAAUAGUCAGUCAUAGCAGUAUUUAUUCAUAUCCAUAAUAAAUGCUGGACAUAUUCAAGGUCAAAUAGUUUGCAUGUAUUAGGUAUAGUUGUCGCAACGAUUGUUGUAACGAACAAUUUUUUUUAUUCACUUUGAAUGCUAGAUUUUGUCUAUAUUGCAAGAUGAAAGUGAUGUAAAUUAUAAUGCAUUAAUAAAUAAUAAAUCAGUUCAAUAUUAAAAUAUUUUAAAUCAUAUUAUUAUUAUCAUUAUGACAUUUUGAUUUUUUUUAUUUAUUAAUAUUGCACCUACCGAAUAAUUUCAAAAACUCCAUUCUUACAGUGGAAUUAUAUGUACUUUCUGUAUGUACAAUUUUAUAUUUAAUGAAUGUGUAGUUUAACAUCUACACAUAUUAACAUUAAAGUCACGCUUUUAUUCAUUAAAACGUCAAAUGUCUCAAACACAUUUUAACUACUGUUUUCUUUCUUUUAAGCUACAUUCCCAAUUUGAAAGAAAGUGACAAAACAGUUCAACGUUUAAAAUAAGCUUGUACUGGGUUUUUACGAAUAAGGGGUUAUCUUUUUUUAAGACUAUGUAAUAAUAAUAAUAAAUCAAAAUGCGUUACUUCAAGUCACGAUGACACGCCCCUUUUUUAAUACUAAUCGUUUCUAGAAUUCUAUACUGCUUCUGUAGCUUUAUAAAGGUAGUACCCGCGGUCCUGUUAGGCUACGUUAUGUAAAGGACGUUAAACCUAGACCUUAUUACAAAAACAUAAUUAAAACAAUUUAUCAAAACAACGUUUAACAAAACUCUUGAGUCAGUUUAUAUUUAUUUUUAAUUUUUAUUAAUGCAACUUUCUGUUAUUCAGUCAAAAAUGUUAUAUAGGCUUUUGUAAUAAGUUGUCUAAACUUGUAUUGAACACCUGUCUAGCGUGUCAACUUUUUUGUGGUAAGACGGAGUGUUUACAACUGAUGGGAAAUUUAUAAGAAGUCGAAGUUGGAACCGAAUUUAUAUAUAAAUAGGUGUCAAAUUCAUAUCACUGUUACCUACUUUCGGCAUUAACUAGAGAUUACGUUCGAUGUGUACAAUUUGUAUAAUUGACAAACUUAUGGAUGUAAAUACGUAUGAACGUGUCCGAUCAUAAACUUUGGUACAUCACGCACUAGGCACCAUGAUUACUAUUGUUAAUAGGGACGUUGUCGUGGAUUGAAAUAAUUGCUUUGAUUCAACUAUCAACUUGUUAAAUCCGGUCAACAUAGCUUUGUUUAUACGGUGAUUAAAAAUGUACUGCGAAUACUUGAAUAAUGUGAAAAAAUUUACCAAAACGUUAUCUCAAAAAAGUAUGUAGUUUCGAUCGAGUUUUUAAAUAAUUACAUACAAUUUUCAAAGCAACGCUACGGACAGAUGUAAUUUCCAAUACCGAUCAAUUUUAUAAUGGCAGAACAUUUUUAAACAAUCAAUAUUAAAUAAAUUAAGAAUUAAUUAAAAUUAUUAAAAAGUAUUAUAAAUUACCAUUUCAUUGUUACACUUGUCUAUUAAUUAUAUUGCAUUUUGAUAAAGUUGUCUCGUGCUUGUGCAUUCCAUUUGUAAUAAUUGAUCUGUAAUAAUGAAUACAUAAAUAAUAAUUAUUUAUUAUUAUGAAACAUUUCUUUACGCCUGUAAAAUCUAUAGCUUAUUUUAGUGUAAAGACACUAAAGAAGUGUAAAAUAAAUCGAAUAAUUUAUUGAAUAAAUUGCGUUGUAUAGCCUUUAUUGCGUAACUACGUAUUUAUUUUGUAAAUAUAU
Molecule: messenger RNA, 3900 nt
Organism: Galleria mellonella (greater wax moth)
Lineage: Eukaryota; Metazoa; Arthropoda; Insecta; Lepidoptera; Pyralidae
Gene: Miga
Product: mitoguardin
Exons: 10
Coding region: 265-1848 (527 amino acids)
Biological process (GO): mitochondrial fusion
Source: RefSeq, a predicted model, not a curated record